Messenger RNA from Astrephomene gubernaculifera, 1584 nucleotides. The record is from the annotation of a GenBank genome assembly. Lineage: Eukaryota; Viridiplantae; Chlorophyta; Chlorophyceae; Chlamydomonadales; Astrephomenaceae.
GUACCAGAUGAAUACCAAUUUCCUUUCCAAAUUGCUACCAUACGGUAGCCAUGAGUUCGUGUCGCAUCCUGCAAUGCUCCAUGAAGCACAUGUAUAAUUGUCUCCACCGACGCCCCUGCGUACUCCUUCCACUGCGACUAGAAAAUCGCCAAUUUCACAUAUCCAAUUCUUUUUCUGCUUCUGUGGGCGUCAGCAACGCCGACUCCGGCGACACCGCAACCGUUACAGGGCUUCCGCCCACUGGCAACAACGCCAACCACAAGCCCCCAGCCAACACCGGCGCCACCUACACCCACACCAACCACACGACCAACACCCCUGCCACCACAGAACACCAAGACGACCAAGAUGACGAUCUGGGCCCGGGUCCCGGCCCCGGAAGCCUCUCCCUCCCCUCCUUCUCCCCCUCCUCCUCCUCCGCUGCUGCUGCUGCCCCCCCUCUUCCUCCCGCGCUGUACGUCAUCCCCACCCCCAUCGGCAACCUGCGGGACAUCAGCCUGCGCGCCGUUGACACGCUGGGCGGGGUGACACUGCUACUGGCGGAGGACACGAGACACACCCGCAAGCUGCUCAACCACCUGGGCAUCCGGAACCUGGAGCUGCUCAGCUGCCACGAGCACAACGAGAAGCUGCGUCUGGCGCGGGUGCUGCAACGGCUGCAGCAGGGCGAGCCGGUAGGCCUGGUGAGCGACGCGGGUAUGCCCGGCAUCUCCGACCCGGGUCACCUGCUGGUGGCCGCCGCGGUGGCUGCGGGGGUGCGGGUGGUGGCGCUGCCGGGCCCCUGCGCCGGCCUCACCGCGCUGGUGGGCUCGGGGCUGCCCACACACGCGUUCACGUUCGUGGGAUUCCUGCCGCCCAAGUCAGGUGCCCGGCGGCGGGCGCUGCAGCGGCUGGCGCCCCUGCCCUCCACCCUGGUGCUGCAGGCGCCCCCGCACGGGCUGGCGGGCGUGCUGGCGGACUGUGUGGAGGAGCUGGGCGGGGGGCGGGCGUGCUGCGUGGCGCGGGAGAUCAGCAAGCUGCAUGAGGAGUACUUCAGGUCCACCCUGGCAGGUGCGCUGCGAGAGUUCAGCGAGGUGCGGCAGGCGCGGGGGGAGAUCUGCCUCAUCAUCCAGGGGUGCAGCGGCGAGGAGCCGGGAGCAGCCGGGUGGGAGGAAGCCGCCGGCGGCAGCGGCGAUGAAGGCGACAACCCAGGCGGUGGUGGUGGCGGUGGCAGCAGCAGCGGGGGUGGUGUGGGUGUGGGUGCGAUGGAGCGGGUACUUCGGGAGCUGCUGGAGGGCGGCAUGACGGUGUCGGCGGCGGUGAAGGAGGUGGCCACCAACCUGGGGGUGAAGAAGAAGGCGGCGUACGCAGCGGCGCUGAGGAUCAGUGAGAGCCUUGGCAGGCGGCAACAGGGGGCAGAGGGGGGCGGAGAUAAGGAUGAAGACGUGAAGCUGAGUCCGAGGGGCGAGGGAGGGGGCACUGAAUGAGGGGCCUGGGUGCUGAGGCUUGGGCUGCUUGUCCGCGGACCCCACCCUUGUGGACGUGGAGCCGCUGCGGGGUUACGCUGACUGGCGGGAUGGACGGAUGUAAAACGCCGAACAGCGG